AUGGCCGCUCCGCCGCGCCGCCGCCGCGCUGCCGCCGCGCCGCUGCUGCUGCCGCCGCUGCUGCUGCUGCUGGGGCUGCCGGGCGGCGGGCCCGGCGCGGCGGCGCGGGAGCCCCCCGGGCCGUGCCGCGUGAAGACGGUCACGGUGUCCACGCUGCCGGUGCUCCGCGAGAACGACAUCAGCUGGAGCGGCGCCCCGCCGCCCGCCGCCGCCGACUCCCGCCUCCUGCUCUUCGUCCGCAACGAGCUGCCGGGGCGCGUCGCCGUGCAGGACGACCUGGACAACACCGAGCUGCCCUUCUUCACCCUCGAGAUGUCUGGGACCGUGGCUGAUAUUUCCUUGGUGCACUGGAAGCAGCAGUGGUUGGAGAAUGGCACCCUGUAUUUCCAUGUCUCCAUGAACAGUGCUGAGCAGCUGUCUCGGGUCACUCCGCCUACCCUCCAGGAGCCUUCGGAGAUAGUGGAGGAGCAGAUGCACAUUCUUCAUAUCUCUGUCAUGGGUGGUCUGAUUGCUCUGCUCCUGCUCCUGUUGGUCUUCACAGUGGCUCUUUAUGCUCAGCGGCGCUGGCACAAACGCCGCCGGAUCCCUCAGAAGAGCGCCAGCACGGAGGCCACGCAUGAGAUCCACUACAUUCCUUCAGUGCUGCUGGGUCCACAGGCCCGUGAGAGCUUCCGCAACUCGCGCCUCCAGGCCCACAACUCAGUCAUUGGGGUACCUAUCCGCGAGACUCCCAUCCUGGACGACUACGAGGAUGAGGAAGAAGAAGAAACCCCACGACGGGCAGAGCCCAGCACCAGGGAGGAUGAGUUUGGCAGCCAAGUGACACGGACGUUGGAGAGCCUGGGCCGGGGUGGGGAGGAGAAACCUGACUACGAGAAGAAAGCUCCCGAGGUGACGCAGGAGACGGUGGAGUCCCUCAUGCAGAAGUUCAAGGAGAGCUUCCGCACCAACACACCCAUUGAGAUCGGGCAGCUCCAGCCCGCGCUGCGCAGCACGUCGGUGGGGAGACGGAAACGCCGGAGCCGACCCCGAGGUGGUAUCGGGUUUGGACGUGCCAAAGGAAACUCUGGCUCAGAGGCAGAUGAUGAAACGCAGCUAACCUUCUACACUGAGCAGUACCGGAGCAGGAGGCGAAGCAAAGGUUCGAUGAAGAGCCCUGUGAACAAGACAGCUCUGACCCUCAUUGCAGUCAGCUCCUGCAUCCUGGCUAUGGUGUGCGGCUCCCAACUGUCCUGCCCGCUGACGGUGAAGGUGACUCUUCAUGUACCCGAGCACUUCAUUGCUGAUGGCAGCAGCUUUGUGGUGAGCGAGGGGAGCUAUUUGGACAUCUCUGACUGGUUAAAUCCAGCCAAGCUUUCCCUUUACUAUCAGAUCAACGCCACCUCACCCUGGGUGAGAGAUCUCUGUGGACAGAGGACCACUGACGCCUGCGAACAACUCUGUGAUCAAGAGACAGGAGAGUGCAGCUGUCACGAAGGCUAUGCUCCAGACCCUGUCCAUCGUCAUUUAUGUGUUCGCAAUGACUGGGGACACAGUGAAGGGCCUUGGCCCUACACAACACUUGAGAGGGGAUACGAUUUAGUCACAGGAGAGCAAGCACCAGAGAAGAUACUCAGGUCCACCUAUAGUUUGGGUCAAGGCCUGUGGCUACCUGUCAGUAAGAGCUUCGUGGUACCCCCUGUGGAGCUUUCUAUCAAUCCUCUCGCCAGCUGCAAGACAGAUGUUCUGGUGACGGAAGAUCCAGCAGAUGUCAGGGAAGAAGCGAUGCUGUCCACCUACUUUGAAACCAUCAAUGACUUGCUCUCCUCCUUUGGGCCAGUCCGAGACUGCUCCCGCAACAACGGUGGCUGUACCCGCAAUUUCAAGUGCGUUUCGGAUCGCAAGGUGGACUCUACGGGCUGUGUGUGCCCCGAGGGCCUGAGACCCAUGAAGGAUGGCACCGGUUGCUAUGACUACUCCAAAGGGAUCGACUGCUCCGAUGGCUUCAACGGCGGCUGCGAGCAGCUCUGCCUGCAGCAGACCCUUCCUCUGCCGCACGAUCCCUCGUCCAGCACCAUCUUCAUGUUCUGUGGGUGUGUCGAGGAGUACAAACUGGCCCCGGAUGGCAAGUCCUGCAUCAUGUUGUCCGACAUCUGUGAGGGCCCCAAGUGCCUGAAGUCAGAUGUGAAAUUCAACGAUACUCUCUUUGGGGAGAUGCUUCGUGGCUAUAACAACAGGACACAGCACGUUAAUCAAGGCCAGGUGUUCCAGAUGACUUUCAGGGAGAAUAACUUCAUCAAGGACUUCCCGCAGCUGGCCGACGGCCUCCUGGUGAUCCCCCUGCCCGUGGAGGAGCAGUGCCGCGGCGUCCUCUCGGAGCCCCUUCCCAACCUCCAGCUGCUCACGGGAGACAUCAAGUACGACGAGGCGAUGGGCUACCCCAUGGUGCAGCACUGGAGGGUCAGAAGCAACCUGUACAGAGUGAAGCUCAGCUCCAUCACCCUCUCGGCAGGCUUCGCAAACAUCCUCAAGAUCCUGAGCAAGGACAGCAGCCGGGAGGAGCUGCUCUCCUUCAUCCAGCAGUUUGGCUCUCACUACAUCGCGGAGGCGCUGUAUGGCUCCGAGUUCAGCUGCACCAUCCACUUCCCCAGCAAGAAGGUCCAGCAGCAGCUCUGGCUCCAGUAUCAGAAAGAAACAACUGAGCUUGGGAACAAGAAGGAAUUGAAAUCCAUGCCAUUCAUAACCUACCUUUCGGGCCUGCUGACAGCACAGAUGCUAUCUGAUGACCACCUCAUCUCAGGUGUGGAGAUCCACUGCGAGGAGAAAGGGCGCUGCCCAUCAACCUGCCACUUGUGCCGGCGUCCAGGCAAGGAGCAGCUUAGCCCUACACCAGUUCUGCUAGAGAUCAACCGGGUGGUGCCUCUGUACGCUCUGAUCCAGGACAAUGAUACCAGGGAGGCUUUCAAGGGAGCCCUGAUGAGCUCAUACUGGUGCUCGGGGAAAGGUGAUGUUAUCGAAGACUGGUGCAGGUGUGACCUCAACGCCUUCGAUGAGAACGGACUCCCGAACUGCAGCCCUCUCCCUCAGCCUGUUUUGCGACUCUCCCCUACCGUGGAGCCCUCCAGCACAGUGGUCUCUUUGGAGUGGCUGGAUGUUCAGCCUGCAAUCGGAACGAAGGUGUCUGACUACGUCCUGCAGCACAAGAAGGUGGAUGAGUACACGGACACAGACCUCUAUACAGGAGAAUCCUUGAGCUUUGCAGAUGAUUUGCUUUCUGGCCUUGCAACCUCCUGUGUGGCAGCGGGUAGGAGCCAUGGAGACGUCCCUGAAACCAGCCUCUAUUCAGUCAUUUUCAAGUGCCUGGAACCAGAUGGUCUGUACAAGUUUACCCUAUACGCAGUGGAUACACGAGGGAGACACUCAGAGCUGAGCACAGUCACCCUGAGGACAGCCUGCCCAUUGGUAGACGACAGCAAGGCAGAAGAGAUAGCUGACAAAAUCUACAACCUCUACAAUGGUUAUACCAGUGGGAAGGAGCAGCAGACAGCCUACAACACGUUGAUGGAGGUCUCCACUUCCAUGCUUUUCCGAGUGCAGCACCACUACAACUCCCAUUACGAGAAAUUUGGAGACUUUGUCUGGCGCAGUGAGGACGAGCUGGGGCCCAGGAAAGCACACCUGAUCCUGAGGAGGCUGGAGAAAGUCAGCAGUCACUGCUCCACGCUGUUACGCAGUGCCUAUAUCCAGAGCCGCACUGAAACCGUGCCCUAUUUGUUCUGCCGCAGCGAAGAAGUCCGGCCACCCGGCAUGGUCUGGUACAGCAUCCUAAAAGACACCAAAGUAACGUGUGAGGAGAAGAUGGUCUCCAUGCUGCGCAACACGUACGGAGAAUCCAAAGGGCGGUGAGGGAAGGUGUGGGCCUGGAGCUGCGGGAGGCGCAGGCACUCCGAGGAGCCGAGGACUCGGGAAACGCUGAGUGGCUGGUGGGGUUUGGGGGAAGGGUUCAGAGGGGGUGGAAGGGGACAGCGAGGCCAAGCAGGACUUUCUCACACAGAUGGCAGAGAAACAAGAAAUCAGCAAGUCGGACUUUGAUUUCCUUUUAUUUUAUUUUUUUUUAAUUUUUCAAGAGAAAAAAAUAUGCCUAAUUUGACUCAGCGUAAAAGUCUCUCCUUUUUAAUCUUUUCUUACUGAAUUUCCUGGACUACACGCUCCUAAACCCUGAGAGGAGGAGACACCCGAUGAUAGAGGCCAGGGCCAGGCCAGGGCAAGAGCGGGCAGCGGGGAGCUGCCGGGCCAGGGGCGCGCUCCCCGCUGCCCAGCCCCGCGCACGGCCGGCGAGGAGCGGCCGGGUCCAGAGGCCCAAGGAGGAGCUCCUUCGGCUCCGGGAGGUGCCGCGCGAAGCUGGCAACACCACGCUGAAAGCGGAGGCCGCAGAGAUGAAUGCCAGGCAGGUGCAAGGACGUUGCGGGCACACUGGCUUUUUUAAACACGCCGAGUUCACAGAACUGCUCCGUGCGGAGCCUUCGUUCGCAAGGCUCCCGACAGCUUGUUCUGCGCAUUAAAGAUUCCUAUUA
Rhea pennata is the source of this 4553-nucleotide messenger RNA. It is a transcript of the gene ASTN2, whose product is annotated as astrotactin 2. Gene Ontology annotation, molecular function: protein binding; inositol 1,3,4,5 tetrakisphosphate binding. The record is from RefSeq and is a predicted model, not a curated record. Gene Ontology annotation, cellular component: endosome; membrane. The transcript is spliced from 23 exons. NCBI's taxonomy places the organism in Eukaryota, Metazoa, Chordata, Aves, Rheiformes, Rheidae. Gene Ontology annotation, biological process: neuron cell-cell adhesion; neuron migration. Bases 1 to 3885 code for a protein of 1294 amino acids.